GGCGCGCAGUUCGUCGUUGUAGCUGUCAAAUGGAAAUGAAUUGUUAUUGUGGCUUCUUACUGUCAAAAUGACAUGAAUCAUUGGAGAAUCCUCUGAUUGAACUAUUGUUUUGAAACCGUUUUCGCUUAGGAAUACCAUGUCCCUGGCUGUGUAUGUGUUGGUUCCUUGCUGUCGUCACAAUUCAAGCUUUCUGUUAGAGUAGCAUCUUAGUAUGUUAAUGUGUGCCCUACUGUCUUUAAACUGACCAGACAAAAAUGCUACACGAACUGUUACUCAGCCUAAGAGGCUUUCCUGGAGGCUUGCUGGACACCGCAAUUGAGAUGGUAGAAGUUUCUGCCUUCAUUCAUCCCGGAGAACGAGGUCUCAUUGAAAAAAUACUGAAAAUAGCAGCAGAAUAUCGACAGCUCAGGAACUUUGUUGAAGUACACAAAGAUCAAACCAGAGUUUUGAAGCCUUUACCUUAUCAAAAUGACCCUAAAGAAGCGUUGAAGCCUGGGCUCUAUCUGCAGGCGUUCUGCUACGGCAUCGAAGAAGCCCUUGUCCCUUAUCACAAAGAAAUUGUCCAGCUCGAGUCAAGAUUUUUGUCUGAUCCUCAUUGUUCACUCAUUUAUGUGCUAUACAGAGUAACUCCAUACGGAACUCUUUUCCAAGCCUUGAACACACUCAUCAGAGAAGUCACAACUCAGAAACUGCAUGGGUGUCAGCUGUUACAGUUGCUGUAUCAAAAUUUGGUAACUGCUGUAAGUGAAGUUGAAGAGGCUUUGAAAAAAAUUCUUCUAAGAUGCCACACUUGUUUUUUCAAACAACUUUCAAGCUGGGUGCUGCAUGGGGUGUUGAAAGAUUCCCUCCACGAAUUUUUUAUUCAACCUGCUGAGGCGGUGAGCAAUCACCCUAUGAGCUCUUCUUACAUGGAGUACAAGAUUGCUCCAAAUUUAUUGCCCAGCUAUAUUCCCUUGUCAUUGGCAAAUAAAAUACUUUUCAUUGGGCAAACUAUUGUGAUGAUAAGUAAUGAUCCUAGGGAUAGAAAUGCAGAUGCAAGCAGUGCGUCAAUCUUGGGCCGCAAUGAUAUGGACCCUGCCUUGUGGGAUCAGUGCGGUCAACAAUACUUUGAACGCCUUAGCCAAAUCAGCCAGUCUUCUCUUCUUAACAUAGGUUAUUUGGAUGAGACAGUGGAAAUUAUCCGAGGCUUUAUAACUGAGCAACUGUGGAAGCUUGCUGUAGAACAGGCUCAGCUACCCAUGCAGAUGCGUUUGAUCAAAGAUAUGUUUUUGUUGGGACGAGGUGAACUGUUCCUUGAAUUCAUAAAAGUAGCUGAAAGUAUACUCGAUCGGUCCCCUUCUGCAAACUUCAGUAGAGAGAUUAAUCAAGCGUUCCGAAGUGCUGCCCAUAAAAUUCUCUUAAGUAGUGAAGAAGAAAUGAAGAUUGAUAAAUUUUACUUUGGCACUUCAGACUGUAGCUCAACCACUCUUGCAGUAAACAAUGGCUGGACUGCAUUAGUCCUUCAUUAUCGUGUGAGCUGGCCAUUACACCUAGUUUUCACUCCUGAGGUUUUAGAUAGUUACAACCAAUUAUUUGGCUUUCUACUGCGUGUGAAAAAAACUCAGAGGCAGCUUCAUCACUUAUGGACCUUUCAAAUGACAAACAAGUCUCAAAGAUGGCAAGAUUCAAGAAUCUGGAAAAUACGCACAUGGCUCAUGUUUAUUGUGGACCACCUUCAGUACUACUUGCAAGUUGAUGUUCUUGAAAGUCAGUGGACAAUAUUUCAAAAUGCUGUGGAAUCCACCAGAGAUUUUGAAGCUCUCCGGCAUGCCCACAUGAAUUUUUUAGCCAGCACCUUAAGCCAAACAUUCCUGUUGCUUGGAUCUGCACAGAAUGAACCCUCUGCAACUUCAUACCAGAAGCCAGAAUCUCUUAAGGACAACCCUGUUCACAACAGCCUAUCUGGGCUGCUCAGAUUGUGUGAGAGAUUCUGCAACUCUGUUGCCUCUUGGGGAGAAACUGAGUUGUCAAUUGACCAAGAGGAUGAAAUUACUUUGCUGUGCAGAGAACUCGACCACUUGGUCAGUUUCUUAUUACAGCUGCUAGCAAGUUUGCGUUCUCAACCUUGUGGCACACAUCUUGCUCAACUUCUCUUGAGAUUGGAUUUCAAUAGAUGGUUUAGCAGACAAUGUACUGGUAAAAGUCUAACAGGAAGUUUAACUGGAUCUAUAACUUAGGUAUUAUAUUUGUAAGUAAUAAAUAUUUAUUAUUCGCCA
Molecule: messenger RNA, 2255 nt
Organism: Thrips palmi
Lineage: Eukaryota; Metazoa; Arthropoda; Insecta; Thysanoptera; Thripidae
Gene: Grip75
Product: gamma-tubulin complex component 4
Exons: 14
Coding region: 255-2216 (653 amino acids)
Biological process (GO): cytoplasmic microtubule organization; meiotic cell cycle; mitotic cell cycle
Cellular component (GO): equatorial microtubule organizing center; spindle pole; centrosome
Molecular function (GO): microtubule minus-end binding; gamma-tubulin binding
Source: RefSeq, a predicted model, not a curated record